AUGGCGGACUCCCGGGAUCUUGAACCCCCGCCACAGACCCACGUCGAGGACCCGGGGGCCCAUCAGCUUGCUGAGGCUUCAGACUCGGAGGAUCAGUUCACAGACGCACAGUCCGCGCCCACGAGCCCCGGCGUCAGCUCACCGGUCCCUAAGACACGAGUGGAACUGGUCGACAACGAACCAGCAUAUGGAGAAGUGCCCGGCACUCAAGCAUACGAGAAGAGAGAGCAAGAUGCUGAACCCGACGAGAUUGCCGUUGUUCCCGAAAAUGCUACCGAGCCAACGCCACCCACUCCUUUCGAGCCAGCCGAUAUCCCUGUAACGAUGGUUGAAGAGUCCAUUGGUGACUAUCCCGGCCAAGACACUCCGCAGGAGCUGGAGAAGCAUAGAGCAGACGCUACCCCUGAUAUUAUACUGAGCCCUAAUGGCGAGUUAAGGAGCGGCAACGAAGAUGCUAUUUCUGAUGCCCCUCUUUCGCCUGCCAUUUCUGCAGCCCAUUCGAGAAGAGAGUCUGUAUCAUCUCAGCCAACGGUCUUGGCCGAACCAACAGAAGUAGCUGUUACUGGCAGUGGAGGUGGCGAUGGCGAUGAUGGUGUGACGGCCGAGGAAGGCGGGGAAGAAGCUGAGGAAGAAGCUGGGAAAGAAAUUGAGAAAGAAGCUGAGAAAGAAGCUGAGAAAGAAGCUGAGAAAGAAGCUGAGAAAGAAGCUGAGAAAGAAGCUGAGAAAGAAGCUGAGAAAGAAGCUGAGAAAGAAGCUGAGAUAGAAGAUGACAAAGGAGAUGAGAAAGGAGAUGAGAAAGAAGAUGACAAAGAAGAUGAGAAAGAAGAUGAGAAAGAAGAUGAGAAAGAAGAUGAGAAAGAGGACGAGAAAGAGGACGAUAAGGCAGACGAUAAGGCAGACGAUAAAGCAGACAAUUUCGGAGAUGAUUUCGGAGAUGAGAAGGAAGACGGCGAAGAAGACGAUUUCGGAGAUGACUUUGAUGACUUUGAAGAAGGCGGCCACGAUGAUGACUUUGAUGACUUUGAGGAUGGUUUCCAACACGCUGAACCUACUACGGCUACGACAUCGGCACCUCUCCCGGUUCAACCCCAACACUCAUUACCAUUCUCGAUACCCGACUUUGAUGGGCUGAGCCCCGAUGAAGUCACAUCCGCAAUUGAACCGUGUUUACAUGAUCUCUUCCCUCCCGAGGAACUCGACUUCCAGGCCUUCCCACCGAUAUCCAAAGACUCAUCAUCCAUCUUCCUCACGCCACGCUCCGCCUCUCUGUGGUCUCAGCUCGUUGCUCCCCCGCCCUUGGCACCACCCGACUGGAUCCGUUCGCGAACCCGCCGUCUAUUCCUCGUCUCUCUCGGAGUCCCCGUGGACUUGGACGAAAUCCUUCCGGCAUCCAAGCAAAAGAAGCUUGUGCUGCCGUCGCUUAAUAUCCCUGCCGCCUCGCCUAGAGGGUCAAGUGACUUGCGCUCGGCGACAAGACUAAACCAAGGAGAUGGAAACGCCUCAUCAACGUCAGUGGACUCGCAUGGCAAACCGUUGGCGUCUAAGAGGAGGAAAGGACCGCCUCCCCCGCCGGAGUUGGACUUGGUUGUGGCAAAACAUGUCUGCCAGACGACCGACGAGGCGUUGAGCGGCAUGACUGAUGAGGAACUAAAGGGCCAUGUAGCCAAGCUGGAGGCCAUGCAGGGAGCGGCCAAGGAGGUACUGGAUUACUGGACAAAACGGACGGAUGAAAAGAUUGGGGAUCGGGAGGCAUUUGAAGGAGUUAUAGAAAACUUGGUGGCACACGCACGUAAAGUACGAAAGUAG
Messenger RNA from Trichoderma gamsii, 1806 nucleotides. RefSeq lists its product as hypothetical. The transcript is spliced from 4 exons. Lineage: Eukaryota; Fungi; Ascomycota; Sordariomycetes; Hypocreales; Hypocreaceae. The coding region runs from base 1 to 1806 and encodes 601 amino acids. The record is from RefSeq and is a predicted model, not a curated record.